Molecule: messenger RNA, 4236 nt
Organism: Prionailurus viverrinus (fishing cat)
Lineage: Eukaryota; Metazoa; Chordata; Mammalia; Carnivora; Felidae
Gene: PHF19
Product: PHD finger protein 19
Exons: 15
Coding region: 371-2113 (580 amino acids)
Biological process (GO): regulation of DNA-templated transcription; chromatin organization
Cellular component (GO): nucleus
Molecular function (GO): DNA binding; chromatin binding
Source: RefSeq, a predicted model, not a curated record
GCGGGCGCGGGCGGGAGGCGCUGCGGGGCCCCGCGGCCGCGGGCUCCAAUGGCGAGGCCGGCGCGGCCCCCGCUAAUUACAUAAGCGGGACGUCAAUAAUUCGCGGGAAAACGCGAAAAAGAUGGCGCCCCGCGCCCGGGGGGCCCCUUCCUGAGCGCCCCGGCCCCUCCCUCCCCCGCCUCCCCCCCCUUUUCCCCGCGGCGCCCCCGCCCCGCCCCGCCCCCGCCGAGACCCCGACCCCGGCCCCACGGGCGGACACUCGGCCGGGCAGCCGCGGGCCGCGCGCAGCCGCCUCCGCCGCCGAUGCGCCUGGUGGCCAGACUCCAAGUGGGACCGGCCGACACGCAGGCUCGCGUGUCAGGGGAAGCUGAUGGAGAAUCGCGCUCUGGACCCAGGCGCUCGGGACUCCUAUGGUGCCACCAGCCACCUCCCCAACAAGGGGGCUCUGGCAAAAGCCAAGAACAACUUCAAAGACCUGAUGUCCAAGCUGACGGAGGGCCAGUAUGUGCUGUGCCGCUGGACGGAUGGACUGUAUUACCUCGGGAAGAUCAAGAGGGUCAGUAGUUCUAAGCAGAGCUGCCUGGUGACUUUUGAAGAUAAUUCCAAAUACUGGGUCCUGUGGAAGGACAUACAGCAUGCUGGCGUUCCAGGGGAGGAGCCCAAGUGCAACAUCUGCCUGGGGAAGACCUCAGGGCCGCUGAAUGAGAUCCUCAUCUGUGGGAAGUGUGGCUUGGGUUACCACCAGCAGUGCCACAUCCCUAUAGCAGGCAGUGCCGACCGGCCCCUGCUCACACCUUGGUUCUGCCGACGCUGCAUCUUCGCCCUGGCUGUGCGGAAAGGCGGCGCGCUGAAGAAGGGCGCCAUCGCCAGGACGCUGCAGGCCGUGAAGAUGGUGCUGUCCUACCAGCCGGAGGAGCUCGAGUGGGACUCGCCCCACCGCACCAACCAGCAGCAGUGCUACUGCUACUGCGGCGGGCCCGGAGAAUGGUACCUGCGGAUGCUGCAGUGUUACCGGUGCAGGCAGUGGUUCCACGAGGCCUGCACCCAGUGCCUCAAUGAGCCCAUGAUGUUCGGAGACCGGUUCUACCUGUUCUUCUGCUCCGUGUGUAACCAGGGCCCGGAGUACAUCGAGCGGCUGCCCCUGCGAUGGGUGGAUGUGGUUCACCUGGCCCUCUACAACCUGGGGGUGCAGAGCAAGAAGAAGUACUUUGACUUUGAGGAGAUUCUGGCCUUUGUCAACCACCACUGGGAGCUCCUGCAGCUUGGCAAGCUCACCAGCACCCCCGUGACGGACCGAGGACCGCAUCUCCUCAAUGCGCUCAACAGUUACAAAAGCCGGUUCCUCUGUGGCAAGGAGAUCAAGAAGAAGAAAUGCAUCUUCCGCCUGCGCAUCCGGGUCCCGCCCAACCCGCCAGGGAAGCUGCUGCCCGACAAGGGCCUGGUGCCCACUGAGAGCGUGGCCUCCUCUGAGCUGCGUAAGAGAGGAAAGAGCAAGCCUGGUUUGUUGCCUCAUGAAUUCCAGCAGCAGAAAAGGCGAGUUUAUAGAAGAAAAAGAUCAAAGUUUUUGCUGGAAGAUGCUAUUCCCAGUAGUGACUUUACCUCAGCCUGGAGCACCAACCACCACCUGGCCAGCAUAUUUGACUUCUCGCUGGACGAAAUUCAGAGUUUGAAAAGCGCCAGCUCGGGCCAGACCUUCUUCUCCGACGUGGACUCCACGGAUGCCGCCAGCACCUCCGGUUCGGCUUCCACCAGCCUCUCCUAUGACUCCAGACGGACAGUGGGCAGCCGCAAGAGGAAGCUGGCGGCCAAAGCGUACGUGCCCCUGCGGGCAAAACGGCGGGCAGCCGAGCCGGGUGGACGCUGCCCCUCAGACAGCAGCGCGGAGGGGGCUUUGGGCCCCGAGCGGCCGGACGAGGGAGUCGACAGCCACACCUUCGAGAGCAUCAGUGAGGAUGACUCAUCCCUGUCCCACCUGAAGUCCUCCAUCACCAACUACUUUGGCGCGGCUGGGCGGCUAGCCUGUGGGGAGAAGUACCAGGUGCUGGCCAGGAGGGUCACGCCCGAGGGCAAGGUCCAGUACCUGGUGGAGUGGGAAGGGACCACCCCUUACUGACGAGCCCCAGGGGACGCUGGCAGCCCGUUCUCUCCAGGCCCGGGCGGGGGAGGAAAGCAAGACAGCUGCGAGUGCCUGUGGCCGAAAGGCCCUCCCGCCUGCCUGCCAGGCCCAGGCCGGCGCCUCUCUGCGUGCCUGUUCCGCUCUUGGGCCUCGUCAGGCUCGCCACCCCUUUGCCUGUGUGUCUAAGGUCCCACUGGCUGUCACUCAGUGUCUUCACACUCUCCCUCCAACCGUUUACCUGUAACUGAAUGUGUGUCCCCGUGGCGCUAGGACCCUUCUCCCUGAGGCCCGAGUCUUUCUCUUCGUCCCAUUAUGUCCCUUUACCUCUCUCCUACCCCGUUUGGGGGGGGGGGGGGUAUUUACACACCCACGCGCGCAUGGCUGUCCCCGUACCGGAUGUCCUUCACAGCUGACCCGCGGGCAGCCGGUCGUCCCAGGGACCACGGUGUGCCCAGGGAACCUUCGAGCAUGGCUGAAGGUGAAGAGGACGCCCCUCCGAGCUUUUCCCUCCCCCCUCUGCUGCCCCUCCCUGCUGUGAGAGUGGGAGGCUGCCUCUGCCGGUGAGGCAGAGACCCCGGGGCUCUCGGGAUCCCAGGAGCCAAGAGGCUGGGUCUCUGCCUCAAGGCACCAACACCAGAGCUCGGUUAGUACAGGCUGCAGGUGUCGCUGCAGGUGUCGGCUUCCGAGGUCCCAGAGUUGGUCCUUUCUCUGGCCCCGCCCCCUCAUCGUUGCCGAGGUCCUGGCCUCAAAAACUUGCAGGACAGGAAGGGGGAGGAAAGGAGACCUCAGGCUGUCUCCUGUGCCUCCCACCCCCAGACCCACCUCACACCCAGCCGAGCGAUACCCACUCUCACAGAAGCUGCCAUCCACACGUGCGCUUUCACCCUCGCGGCCUACACACCACCCGCACGCACACACGCGCACCCCGCUCCCUCCGGUGCCAGCCUGGCUCGUGCCCUCUGCUCUCCCGUGGCCCUCUUCAGGGGCCCUGUGCUGCAACUAAAUGUGAAAGUCCAGCUCCGGCCCCUUCGUCCUGCCCAUGAACCAGCUAGGACCCCACAGGGAGGCGUGGAGGGUGCACACCCUCUUCCUCACCCCCUGCCGCACCCUGAGACUGACAAUCACUUUUUGGGACAGGUUGGGACUUUUAAAAGGCUUGUGUUGUUCAGUCCCCCCAAAGGGAAGCCUUUGUCAGCGGGGGUAUAAGUAGAAUUCUUAGAACUGACAUUACAACUCAUACCAUCUGGAGGGAAACCAAAAAUGAGAAGGGGAGGGGACCCCUCAUUUUUGCUGCUUCCAGAGAGAUUAGAAACUGACCCACUUGAUUGGAAAGUAGGAAGAAGUGCCUUGACUAGGGCAGGGGGUGGACCAGAUGGGGACCAGCCUUGCCAACUGCCACCAUGGCCUCCAGCCUGGCUGAGUUCUGCAGGCUGCCAGCUGCAAGGCGAAAGUGGGUGAACGAAGGGGCGGCAGUGGGGGCAGCAGGCCUGGGGGGCUGGUUUUUCCGUUGCUGUGCACAUCAUGGAGUCCCUGAGAUUGUUCAGACGCCCCUUGCCUUAAACCUCAGCUCCUAUAGUGCCUUUCACACGGGACCUCACCUGCACGUGGCCCACCCACUCCCCUCUGCUUCCCCAGCAGGACCCAGGCAGGGAACAGCUGGGGUUGGGCCCAGUUCUCUCCCUUCUCAGCCCCACAGCUGCUGCCACGGAAGCCCCCCCGCUGGGGCCAGAUGGAAGGGGAGCCGAGAAGCCAGCCCCCAGCCUAGCAGGGGUGUGGGACCCGGCAUCCAGUUUGUGGCUUCCUGCCUGUCUUCGGCUUUCUAGGCUUCUGGGAAAGCACUGGAUGAGCAAGGCCUACCACAGUGCACCUGUACCUUCUCUACUCAAGCUCCAGAGAGGCUCUGGGCCGGAAGAGGGGAGGGGGUGUCUUCCUCACUUGGGAAGUCAGAGUAAGGCCUGGGAAGGCCACCCUGGCUCCACACCCCAGCAUUUCAUUCAUAGCAGAUAAUAGCUGCAUUACUGCCAACUGACCUUAUAAUAACCCUGUGCACCUUUGAAAAGAUUUAUGGUUUUGAAUUGCUGCUUUUAAUAACAUUUGUUAUAUUAAAGUUAUAAUUAAUA